GACUAUAUUCAUAUUGGAAAUGGUUUAUUUUAUUUUUAUCAAAAUACAAAAAAAAACGUGUGCGAUAACACCCCGUCGCCUGGAUGCGGCCCCUUCUCAGGGGGUGCAACGCUCGCGCCGGCGCGCGCCGUCGAUACGAACGCCGCCCAGCCCGAGCGGCUGCAUGCUCGCGCUACCCCAAAAAAUACCCAAAUUAAAAAAAUCGACCUAAACAGCCAACCACAAAACUAUUUUUUUAAAAGUGUCGUAUCAGGAAUAAUUUGUGCCAGUGACACUGCGAAGUUUUGCUGUGAUAUAAAAAAGGACGGAAAAUAUUUUUUUACUUUUUUAAGGAUUUACGAUUCUGGUGCCAUUGCCAAUCGAUUGCUGUUUAAAAAUGUUUGAGCCAGUGUGAAUUGCGAUAGCUGAAGGAAAAUACGUGAUGUGAAGAACUAGGGGGCUCUUGCGUAACUUGGUCCGCUGCAUCAGUCGUGCGUUGUACACGCGGUGAUGUCGUCAUGGAGGUGGUGCUGCUGGUGGUGUGGGCGGUGGCAGUGACCGGCGCGCCGAACACGACCCGCCGCCGGCCUGACGCGCCUGCGGACGAGCCGCUGCUACCAGACGACGAGGACGAGCUAGCUCACAACCUUGACUACUACGAUGAGGAACGGAUUAAUAUUUCAGAGAGGGGCAGAUAUCUGGGCUCCCCAUGCGAGUUCACGUGCAACCCCAAGCUGCUGCACGUGUACUGCGACCCCACCACCUCCACCUGCGAGUGUGACCCAAAGCACUCCGUCGCGCUCGGCAUCGCCAAGGGCUGCGCUAAACCAAAGAAAUUGGGUGAGCAGUGUUUCUACCGCCAGACUUGUCGUGCGUUCGACGCGCACUCCUCCUGCGUACAAGUCAACCACAACGCGUACUGCCAGUGCGAGCCUGGCUAUCACAGCACCUCGCAUACACGGCCCACGCAGCGGGUCUUCUGUACUGAAGACAUGGUGCUGCUGACGGCGGACAUGCCGACGCUGCUGGGCGUAGCGUCGGGCAUCUUCGUGCUGGCCGGGCUGCUGUGCAUGGUGCUGCACCUCUACACUAAGGCGCGCUACCAUCCCACGCACCUGGCGGACGCGCGCCUCACCCCGCCCUGUCUCUACUCGCUCAACGACACUGGCGGCACGCUGAGCGCGACGCGUGCGUCGUCCCGCGCGUCGUCGCGCAGCGGCUGCACGUCGGGCACGCUGGAGGACGGCGGGGGCGGGGGCGGCGGAGCGGGGUCGCGGCGUGCGUCGCGGCGCGCGGGGGUGGCGGUGUCGGCGUCGCGCGCAGGUGCGGCGCGCACGGCGGCCAUCUUGCUCAUCUCGGCAGUAAGGCGGCACGACGGCGGCACCACAGGCGGCUCGCACCCGUCCCGGUGCGCCGCCAAAGGUUCGCGACGUCCAAGUCUAAGUUCGGUGCAGAGCAGUUCAUCGUCGAUAAGGAGUUACAGCGCGAAGAGGUGGGAGCGGGAGAGGGAGCAGAAGGAGCGAAGGCAGAUGAGCAUGAGGCUUGCGCAGCUGCACGACAAGAUGUCGGCGGGACGGGACAUGCCGAAACAUGCGCCGACGCCGUCUCCGCGCUCGCCAAACAACUCCACAGAUGGACUGCUCCCGUCUGUAUGUGAAAUUAGAGAAUUAAUUUCCAACCCGGAGCAACAGCUGCAGGGCGUGGACGGGCCGUGUUCCAGCUCGUCACUUUACUGACAGCACGCCAGGACGCAGAGCACGCGCCGCUCGCUGGACUCUCUCUCCUCCGACGGCUCGCCCGCCAUCGCCUGGAUGUAGUGAACAAUGCGUGACGCUAGUGUGAGUGCGAUCAUCGAAUAUGUGUCCAAACUGUUCUAGAAUAUUCUAGAUUUAUCGUUUAUAGCACGAGACGACCCCCACAGAAACACCAUAUAGACAUAAAGCAAUAGAUAUAUCGAACCAGUUAAUUCUUGCUGUUGAUAUUCUAAUGUAAGCGCUUUAGCUUCUAGUGAUGCCGUACAGAUGUAGAGCGGCUUGGACAGAUGUUUUCAUCUAAUAACUGUUUUACUUAGAUUUGUCAAAAAAUUUUAAUCAAAUUUAGUGUUUAUUAAAUGAGGUUAUUAUUUAGAAAUAUUUAACAUUAGUAUCAAAUAUUUGAGAUGUUGAAUUUUCUUUGUAAUAUUUUUACUUGUUUUAUCUUAUCUACAGAUUUUUCACGGUCUAAUAAAUUAUUGUAUUGUUAAUGAGGGCCAUAAUUGUAAUGUUAUCGGCUGUUUGAGUAUGCUAACUUUGUACCAAGGGCUCGUACGUGGUUGCACUUUACUUUUCAAAGAUGAUUUGCCAAAGAUUAUAAAUUUCCCAAAAGACAGAUAUCUAGGGGACUGGCACUAGACAAGCGACCGUCAUAUCAACUCUGCAACAGUCAACAUGCAUUAAGAAGUGUGCCAUGCCGUAUCCACAUUAUUGUGGUAUAAGGGCUAGGUAAAUAAAACAGGAAGGUAUAUAUUUGGAUCAUAUCAUUUUAAUAUAUUUUUAGACAAAUUUAUAACUGUUUGUACUGAUUUUGUUUGAAUGACAUAAAUUACAUAACGGUAAUACAUAAACAUUAAACAGUAUAGGUAGUUACUUAUGGUAAUACAAUUCUUUGAACUUCUAAGAAAAUGAUGACUUCAUCUGUCCAAAUUCGCAGUUACAACAAAAAUCUUUUAAAUUCUAGAAACGAUAGAUAGCAAUGUAAAAAAAAGUUUAUUGUAACGUAUUAAGAAAUUGUUAUUUAAAUUCGUCUAUAAUGUAUGUGCCUAUGUGAUGGCACUAAAAUAGAAUGAUAAUAUAUCUUGUGGGAUGUAUGAACGAUAUGAUUGCUAAAAUCGAUGGAAUAGAUAUUUACGUUGAAAAUCAAAA
Manduca sexta (tobacco hornworm) is the source of this 2879-nucleotide messenger RNA. RefSeq lists its product as uncharacterized. The transcript has 8 exons. The record is from RefSeq and is a predicted model, not a curated record. The coding region runs from base 498 to 1715 and encodes 405 amino acids. Lineage: Eukaryota; Metazoa; Arthropoda; Insecta; Lepidoptera; Sphingidae.